This is a messenger RNA of Populus euphratica (Euphrates poplar), 1646 nucleotides long. Its product is annotated as pyruvate dehydrogenase E1 alpha. The record is from RefSeq and is a predicted model, not a curated record. Gene Ontology annotation, biological process: pyruvate decarboxylation to acetyl-CoA. Gene Ontology annotation, molecular function: pyruvate dehydrogenase (acetyl-transferring) activity. The transcript has 3 exons. Lineage: Eukaryota; Viridiplantae; Streptophyta; Magnoliopsida; Malpighiales; Salicaceae. Bases 28 to 1356 code for a protein of 442 amino acids. Gene Ontology annotation, cellular component: intracellular membrane-bounded organelle.
CUCCUCUCUUUUCCUUUCCCGCUCUAAAUGGCAUCAGCUUCAGCAUUCUCUGCUACCAAAGUCACCCAGCCGUUUUCUCUCAACGGCACUACCUCCAGAUCUCAUGAAAAGCACCAAUCUUUCUUUGAUCCUCUUAGGACUGCCCCUUCUUCUUCCUCUUUUCUUGGAUCCACCCGCAAACUUCGCCUUAGUUCUGCUUCCAAAUCCAAGGUUUUGGCCAAUCCCAACCGUCGAUCGGCUGUUGUCGCUGUCUCUGAUGUUGUCAAGGAAAAGAAGGUCAAAUCUACCUCCAAUCUGUUGAUCACUAAAGAAGAAGGAUUGGAGGUAUAUGAAGAUAUGAUAUUGGGCAGAGCUUUCGAGGACAUGUGUGCCCAGAUGUAUUAUAGAGGCAAAAUGUUUGGUUUUGUUCAUCUUUACAAUGGUCAAGAGGCUGUCUCAACUGGGUUCAUCAAGCUUUUGAAGCGGGAGGAUUCUGUUGUCAGUACUUAUCGUGAUCAUGUACAUGCUUUAAGUAAGGGAGUCCCAGCUCGUGCUGUCAUGAGCGAGCUCUUCGGCAAGACUACUGGGUGUUGCCGGGGCCAAGGUGGAUCUAUGCACAUGUUCUCGAAAGAGCACAAUUUGAUUGGUGGGUUUGCUUUUAUUGGAGAGGGAAUUCCAGUGGCUACUGGUGCAGCAUUUUCCAGCAAGUAUAGGAGGGAGGUUUUGAAGGAGGCGGAUUGUGAUCAUGUGACAUUGGCCUUUUUUGGUGAUGGUACUUGUAACAAUGGGCAGUUCUUUGAGUGUUUGAACAUGGCAGCAUUGUGGAAAUUGCCCAUCGUGUUUGUUGUUGAGAAUAACUUGUGGGCUAUUGGGAUGUCGCACAUGAGGGCAACUUCGGAUCCAGAGAUUUGGAAGAAGGGUCCAGCAUUUGGAAUGCCAGGUGUUCAUGUUGAUGGAAUGGAUGUUUUGAAGGUGAGGGAGGUGGCCAAGGAGGCAAUUGGAAGGGCUAGGAGAGGAGAAGGACCAACAUUGGUGGAAUGUGAAACUUACAGGUUUAGAGGACACUCAUUGGCUGAUCCUGAUGAGCUUCGUGACCCUGCUGAGAAGGCUCGCUAUGCUGCUAGAGAUCCCAUCACAGCCUUGAAGAAGUACAUGAUUGAGAACAGCCUUGCCAGUGAGGCAGAGCUAAAGGCUAUUGAGAAGAAGAUAGACGAAGUGGUUGAGGAGGCUGUUGAAUUUGCAGAUGAGAGCCCUCAUCCAUCACGCAGCCAGCUACUUGAGAAUGUCUUUGCUGAUCCAAAGGGCUUUGGAAUUGGACCUGAUGGCCGGUAUAGAUGUGAGGAUCCAAAAUUCACAGAAGGUACGGCUUGUGUCUAGGUUUUGAAGUGGAACAUUCAUCAACUCCAGUUGUGCUCGUUGGUCUGCACAGCUCCAUAUUCAUUAAAGCUGGUCAUUUGUUGCGGCCCUAAAUUACUGUGUAAGCAAGUUAUGUUGUUUAGGUUACCUUUUCAAUCUUAGAUUUUGGCUUUGUUCUCUUAAGCAUGUCCGUUCAUUGUACUAGCGUUUUGAAUAACAAACCUCCAAUGGACUAAUUGUUCUUGGUUCAUAUAGCUUCGAAUGUUUGUACCAAUGGAUAAUGGCUCCGAAUUUUGCAAUUUUUUAGCCCA